Molecule: messenger RNA, 1420 nt
Organism: Balaenoptera ricei (Rice's whale)
Lineage: Eukaryota; Metazoa; Chordata; Mammalia; Artiodactyla; Balaenopteridae
Gene: PRRG4
Product: proline rich and Gla domain 4
Exons: 6
Coding region: 273-956 (227 amino acids)
Cellular component (GO): extracellular region
Molecular function (GO): calcium ion binding
Source: RefSeq, a predicted model, not a curated record
CCAAGGAGCUGCUUCCUCCUUUUCCCACAGCUCCGCGGCUUCCCGGGAUCAAGGCUGGGCCUGCGCCGCGCGUCCCCGUGCCGGCCAGGGCGGCGCUCCGCGGACCCCAGGCGCUUCCUCGAGCGUGCGGGCCACUCCGGCCCUGUGGAGAGCAAGGCGAGGGUUUUGGGGGCGCCGAGACGGAGGGUCUGGCGGCCGCAGGGACUACCCAAGCACGGGGCUCCGGCCCGGGAGCUGCUGGAACAUGCGCCCGGAGCUGCAGUUGCCAGACUAUGUUUACACUCCUGCUGCUACUCAGCCAGCUGCGCAUAGUUACCUUCGCGUUUCCUCAUGGCACAGGAGGUCCAGAGGAGUCUAGGCAUGCAGGAGAAGAAGUCUUUACAUCAAAAGAAGAAGCAAACUUGUUCAUACGUAGACACCUCCUAUAUAAUCGAUUUGAUUUGGAGCUCUUCACUCCCAGUGACCUAGAAAGAGAAUGCAGAGAAGAACUUUGUAAUUAUGAGGAAGCCAGAGAAAUUUUUGUGGAUGAAGAUAAAACGAUGACAUUUUGGCAAGAAUAUUCAAUUAAAGGACCAACCACAAAAUCAGAUGCUAACAGAGAGAAAAUCGAUGUUAUGGGCCUUCUGACUGGACUAAUUGCUGCUGGAGUAUUUUUGGUUAUUUUUGGAUUACUUGGUUACUAUCUUUGUAUCACUAAGUGUAACAGGCAACGACAUCCAGGUUCUUCAGCCACCUACGCAAGAAGGGGCAGACACACUCCCUCCAUCAUUUUCAGAAGACCUGAGGAGCCUGUCUUGUCUCCAUUGCCACCUUCAGUGGAGGACACAGGAUUACCUUCUUAUGAACAGGCAAUGGCACUGACCAGAAAACACAAUGUUUCACCGCCACCACCAUAUUCUGGGCCAGCAAAAGGGUUUAGGGUAUUUAAAAAAUCUAUGUCACUCCCAUCUCACUAAGCCCACCUUGUUGUCUUGGUGAUAUAGGACAUUCACAUUAUUUAAAUGGUUUGUUUUCCCUGAACCAAAAAGACAUGUCAAUUCAGCCCUUUAUGACAAACUGCAGAGAGGAAAGGAGGAAUAAGCACGUGUACUAUGCCACUGGAGAUCUGUCAGCAUCCUGGACCUGAACUUGAUCAUAAUCAGCUGGAUAAGGAACUUUGUAUCUUUGCAGUUAAGAAGAGAACACUUUUUUGUUCCUUUUAAUGGUUCAAAAAAUCUGUUAUGGAUGCCACAGCUACAACUGGGGAACUAUCUGUAUCCUUUGUACAGAAAAAGUUUGUAGAUUUGUUGUAUUGAAUACUAAAAAGGUAAGAAUUUCUAAUUGUUAGAUUAUCCCAAGUCAUAAUAUUUGACCUACUCUUUUUUUAGGAUUUCUUUUUGGUUGGAAAUACUUCACAGAAUUUUGCAUUUAAAUAUAAAUU